Daktulosphaira vitifoliae (grape phylloxera) is the source of this 777-nucleotide messenger RNA. Its product is annotated as cysteine-rich PDZ-binding protein. The transcript has a single exon. Lineage: Eukaryota; Metazoa; Arthropoda; Insecta; Hemiptera; Phylloxeridae. Gene Ontology annotation, molecular function: PDZ domain binding; microtubule binding. Gene Ontology annotation, biological process: cytoplasmic microtubule organization. Bases 329 to 667 code for a protein of 112 amino acids. The record is from RefSeq and is a predicted model, not a curated record. Gene Ontology annotation, cellular component: dendrite.
AUUGAAAACUUCAACAUAAUUUAUAUUAUUAAUUGUUUUGUCCGAUUGUAAAUUGCAUUCAUAUCUGUCUAACUUUUAAUAUUAAAAAUUGUAUUUAUUAUUAAUUUGUAAACUUAAAAUAAAAUUUUAACCGAUGCUUUAAAGACUACGUUUCCUACUCUAUGAUUAGAUAAAGAAAAAUAACAUUUACUAUCAAUGUUUAUUCAUAGUACGAUAUUGAAUAUUUUAAUAAACCUUCAAAUUUCAAGUACUUAAUUGUUAUUUUUGAAAUUUAAUUUGAUUUCUUAAUAUUAAAAUUUUUAAGUUAAUUUAAAAUUAAUUUAUAAGAAUGGUUUGUGAUAAAUGCGAGAAGAAAUUAGGUACAGCAGCUACUCCAGAUCCGUGGAAAGCAGGAUCUCGAAAUGCUAUAUACAAUAACAAGAUCCAUGACCAGGAUAAUAAACGUCUACAAGAAAUCUCAAAGAUAAAAACUUUGUCAGGGGCUACUUCAAAAUCGUCAUCUAAAAAUAUGACACCCUAUGGAUUGAGCGGUUGUCGAAUUUGCAAGCAAAAAAUUCAUUUACCUGGUAGGCAUUACUGUCAAUCUUGUGCAUACAAAAAAGGUAUUUGUGCAAUGUGUGGAAAAAAAAUUCUUGAGACAAAAGGAUAUAGACAAUCGGCCACUUAGUAUAACAAAACAGUUUAACUUAUUAGAGCUGUAAAUAUUAACAGGUUGAAAAUAAAUUUAACAACUUUAUACUGAAUUAAUUGUAAUUUGUAAAUACACAUACAAGUAUA